AUGGCUUCUGAACACAGCGCUGUGUCAGUUAUCGUGCAGGCGCCCGGCGUGGAGACGUGCGUCGACGAGGACGACCUGUCCGUGCGGUGCUCGACGGCGAGCACGCGACUAAGUGUGUGCCUCGACGACGUGGGCGAUAGCGCAGUGAUCUCUGUGCCCAAGCGGCUCGACGCUCCGGCAUUGCACGACCACGAUGUGCGCCUGAAUUCUGACCUCAAGACGUUUGUGAAUACGUGCAUUGCGUUUUUGGGCUCGGGCGUGUUGGGACUUCCGUAUGCGUUCCGUCGGACCGGUAUCGUGAUGGGUCUGGUGACGUUGAUCGGUGUCUCGGCCGUCAGUACCUACGCCAUGAUGCUCGUUGUGCAGUGCAAGUACAAGCUCAAGCGUCAAGGCAUACACGUUGCGACGUACGGCGAGAUCGGGUACUUUGCUAUCGGUCGUGCUGGCUCGGUCAUUGUGAACACGGCACUAGUGCUCUCUCAGAUGGGCUUCUGCAUUGCCUAUUUGAUCUUCAUUGCUUCGAAUGCGCAGCAAUUCCUGGGCGUGUCGAAGCAGUUGAUCGUGUCAGUGUGUGUACCGCCACUGAUUGGAUUGUCUUUGCUGAGACAUAUGAGAGAGCUGGCUUACGUCGCAGCGCUCGCAGAUUGCAUGUGCAUUCUCGGACUCUUAGUGGUGCUCAACAUCGAUCUGUCCUACAUGGACUAUGACCACGACGACAUUGAGGUGCUCGGCGCGUUGUCCGCUUUGCCGUUUUUCUUCGGUGUGACGAGCUACUGUUUUGAAGGCGUGGGGAUGGUGCUGCUGCUGGAAAACUCAAUGCAAAACAAGCGGAACUUCACGCCGAUACUCGUCAGCACGGUUGUGAUCGUUACUACGCUGUACGCUACUUUUGGUAUCUGUGGCUACCUCGCGUUUGGCAAUGACACGAACGCUAUCAUCACGCUUAACUUCGACGGCAUCGGUGGCUUGGUCACACUUGUCAAGGUAUUUCUGUGCUUGGGACUGUUUUUCACGUACCCCGUGAUGAUGUUUCCAGUCUUUGAGGUGCUGCAGCCAAUGUUGAUUCGCAGCAAUACGCUGGAAGAUCCAACGUCGAGCCAGAAAAAAGAGAUCGUUCUACGUGCGGGAAUUGUCUUGUUCACUGCUGUACUUGCGGCUGGGAUUCCAGAUUUCGGUCGAUUCAUCUCGUUCGUUGGGUCGACGUGCUGCUCGUUACUAGCCUUCGUCUUACCAGCACUUUUCCACAUCCGCCUCUUUCUGGAUGAGCCGUUGACGUGCACCAAUCGGUUGCACAAUCUUUUCUUGUGCGCAAUGAUGACGGUGGGGUUUGCCAUGCUUGGCGCCGGAAUUGCCGAAGCAAUCGGCAGUAUACUCUAG
This is a messenger RNA of Hyaloperonospora brassicae, 1377 nucleotides long. Lineage: Eukaryota; Oomycota; Peronosporomycetes; Peronosporales; Peronosporaceae. The record is from the annotation of a GenBank genome assembly.